Patella vulgata (common limpet) is the source of this 3096-nucleotide messenger RNA. RefSeq lists its product as uncharacterized. The coding region runs from base 341 to 1528 and encodes 395 amino acids. The transcript is spliced from 5 exons. The record is from RefSeq and is a predicted model, not a curated record. Lineage: Eukaryota; Metazoa; Mollusca; Gastropoda; Patellidae.
CGAGGUGGGACGCUUUUCCGUGAAUAUAUUUAUUUAGCACUGAGUUACUACAUCGCGAUGAUAUUGCACAUAACGGAUGUUUUUGUAACGACUUUGAAUGACAGCGAGUCUGUGUUUAACUAAAUACAGUAGGAUUUGAUUGACAGAAACGGUGGUUCCUUGCAUCGUUUUGAUGAAAGUAUUGUUCCUUGCAACAGUUUGAUGAAAGUAUUGCUCCUUGCGACGUUUUGAUGAAAGUAUUGCUCCUUGCCACGGUUUGAUGAAAGUAUUGCUCCUUGCAUCGUUUUGAUGAAAGUAUUGUUUCUUGCAAGGAUUUGAUAUAAAUCUAUGCGCGGUGUUAAUGUUUGUGCCCGUUAAAGACCUCGCGGUUAUUAUUGGCAAUGACACUCGUUAUUCAGAAACUUUAAGGAAAAUCAUGAAUAACGGAACAUUAACCCGGGAAAAUUUUAAACCAAACGUCUACGAGAUUGUUGUUCCGCCAUGUCUCUGUUUAGUAGCAGCAAUAAUAGGUUUGAUCCUUUUGGUCUGUGUGACAAAGAAAAGUUCCUGCUGUCGAAAAGUACCGAAUGUAACCGGGCAUAGUGCCGUAGCGCACUUGGAUACUGCAACAAUUAAAACAAAACUAAACAACGGUACAGGACCAUGGCCAUUUCUUUCCCAAUUUGAUCAGAAUGUUUUGGAAUCUUUGGAUCUGUUUGUCAACCAACCCAAAGAAUUGUUCUUGAUAGCUCUGCCAUGUUUUUUAUCACUUGCCUUUUGCCCACUGACCCUGUUCCUGCACAUUCCUAUUCUAAAUCUAUUUUGGCCUGAAGAGUUGUUCCAGCCUAUUCCUAACACCAAUGAUGGGAUCGCAUGCUUUCUGGUACCGGCGGGGAUGGUGUACGCCAUUUCAUUUGGAUUUGCGUUCCAGCAGGUGAUGUCCAAGCAGCAGGCGACUGAUCUGUACAUCAAUCAACAGGUGGAUGACAUGCAUCGCUUGCUAACCAUGGUCUCCAAGAUGACAUUAUCGUGUUCUACAACCAAGCUGGACAUUUAUCAGUUGGUAAAGAAUGAGAUGGUGAAGUUCAUUCUGUACAUACAAGACAAGGACAUACCAACUCAUCUACCUGAUUUGAUGGAUGUUAUUCGUCUUAUAAGUGAUGAUCCCACUGGUUGGUCUCCAGUAUUUAAUACAAGUGUUAGAAAGGCCAUAGUCCGGAUAGUCACAGAUGCACCAUAUACCGUGGGUUCUAAAGCUCCAAGUAAGCAACGAAUAAAUCUUCUACAGUGGGCGUUCUUGGAGACAUUGGGCUAUUUCACAUUUUUGGGGAUAUUAUUGGUGAAAGGCGAGUCUUAUCGUAUGGAAUUAUCAAUGUGCAUUAUAACGGUUGUCUCUAUCUCCAUGUUGUGCUACAUAGUGGCAGACAUGGACUCACCUUUCCACGGAUUUUUCCGAUCAGAUUUGGCGGUCGUGAAAGGCUUGGCAGAGCGUUUGGAAGACAUAUAUGGACAGGAAACGCAGAGACUUCAAACAAAAUGUACGGAAUAACAAGUGAUAUUAUUGCAUUGUCUUGACAGUUGUGUUUUAGACGAUACGUUAUUAAAGAUACAUUAUGGGAGAUUAGAUAAAGAGCUGGCAGUUCUUACUAUCAUAGUUAAAAACUAGAUACUGUAAAGGCAAUUUGCUGAAAAUUUCAGUCAAAUUGAUUCACUAUGAACCGAGAUUUUAGCGAUUGGAUUUUCGGCCUAGCCUCGAUCAUCAUUACUGAAGUCGGUAGGAUAAAACAGCAAAUCGGAGCCUAAUACAAUAAACGUCGCAGUCUAGCGAUGUCAUCACGAGUAUGGAUAAGUUAAUUAAUGUCUAAUUAAUAGUUUGGAUAACAUUUUAGGCCUAAAGAAAGACCUGCAAUAGACAGAUUUAGCUCUUGCAUAAUGUAUGUUUAAUUAUUAUAAUAGUUUUUGGGGAAUCUCUUGUCUUAGAUUUUGAUUCUCGACCUGAACCAGUGCGAUCUAUUGGCCGAACGUAUUAUAGGACUAAGACUAGUAAUUAUCUCCCCUUAUUUCAUGAUAUAGCGCGAGUUAGAAAUAAACAGUUUUUCCCUUAAUUUUUUUUCUCCCCUUUUCCUGCAUUUUUGGGUGGACGUUUUGGUCUAGGAUUGGAGAAAAGGAAUCAAAUUUGCGAUUUCAUAGCAGUUUUGGGUAAUACUGAUGAUAUCACAGCGGAGAGUUAGGGGAUGUAAAGUGUCUUUCUGCAGAGCAAUUAUUGUGUCGGAACAUCAACAUCAAAUCCCCGCAGCAAAAAAAAUCUAAACGUCAACCCCCUACAAAAAUAUGAUGAGGGUAUUGGCAAAUGCGGUCCCCUAUGUGCCUAUAAAGAUUGGAACCAACGGAAUGUUGAGCAAAAAGCUAGUCUGUGAUUUUGCAGCCAUUUAACAUUGAUGUCAAUGGGCGAAUAAUUGCUAGUUGUCUCCAUGUGCAAAAUUGGUACUUCGAUGAUUAGAUCCAUUUCAUAAGGCCAACGUCAAGUUUGGUCUAAGGUCACGGGAUGUAAACAGGGCUAGCGCUAAUCCCAACCCUAACCCUAACCCUGGACCUAGCCCUUACCUACAAACUCGUCAACAAUCACGUGCCCGGCCAUUUUAGUCUUGAAUUUACGUUGGUUUUGCUGAAUUGAUAAGAUUGUCAUAAGCUAGAAACAUCAGGAUAGAUUCUAGGAAUCACCAUUUACAGUCAGUUUAUUUUUUAAAACUAGAUUCCGACCCCAUCCCCUAAUUGAAACAAGAAACACGAAGCAUAUGUUGUCAGAAAAUAGCUUCACUGUAAAUGUAACCGCGUGGGUUUUUUGUUUUUUUUUUGUAUUUUAAAUUGACAUUGAUCAUAGAGAGAAAGAGAGCACAUGACGUCAACAAUAAUAUGAGUAAUAGUAUUCAAUUCGCUAUUCCAAUCUCGUGGGUUUUCUCCAGGUCUUCCGGUUUCUUCCCACUGCUAAAAGACCCCUACGCGCAUGACAUACAUUUAUAUUUGUGAAAAAAUCUGGAAAUAAAUCAAUUACCAUUUGAACACAAUAAACAAAACAUAGAUUGAACAUUGUUUGACUUGUAUAUCAAUAUAUUAUUA